UCAUCACUGGAGUCAGACGCGGUCGCACACACGGUAGUAUCGCGCUAAGAGAAAUUGUGGCUUUUAAAUCUCUAGUUUAGAGGAAAAAGUAGCUUUUCCUAAUUUUAAUUCCAUUAGUUUCUCCCGGAGAAAAGUGUGUUUUAAAGAGUUCGACAAAUUUUCGCAGCUUAAAAAGCUCGAUUCCUAGUUGUGUAGUGUGAAGUAAAAAAACGCAAGAUUAAAAUGGCCGAUAAUCAAGAUCAAGAAAUGAACGGCAAUGGUCAGGAAUGCCAGGACCAGCAAAACGGAACCACAGAGCAACCAAAGUCGGAAAACGGUGCCGAAAGUGCGCCCGUCCGCGAUGACGACAGAAAAUUAUUCGUUGGUGGACUUAGUUGGGAAACAUCAGACAAGGAAUUGAAGGAACACUUCGGACAGUACGGUGAAAUCGAAAACAUAAAUGUCAAGACUGAUCCCAACACCGGCCGCUCGCGAGGAUUCGCCUUCAUCGUGUACAAGAGUGCCGACUCGAUCGACAAGGUCGUGGCGGCCGGCGACCACGUGAUCAACAACAAGAAGGUCGACCCGAAGAAAGCAAAGGCCCGCCAUGGCAAGAUCUUUGUCGGCGGUCUCACCACCGAGAUCAGCGACGACGAGAUCAAAACAUUCUUCUCCCAGUUUGGCAAUAUUGUCGACGUCGAAAUGCCAUUCGACAAGCAAAAGAAUCAACGGAAAGGUUUCUGUUUUAUCACAUUCGAUUCCGAGCAGGUGGUGAAUGAGCUGCUCAAGACCCCCAAGCAGACCAUUUCCGGCAAGGAAGUGGACGUUAAGAAGGCCACACCGAAACCCGACAACAUGCAGAUGGGCGGUCCAAUGGGUGGCCGAGGCGGUAUGCGUGGCCCACCGCCACGGGGCAUGCGAGGUGGACGCGGGGGACCCGGUGGCCCCAAAGGUUACGGACAAGGCUGGGGCGGUCAAGGAUACGGCGGCGGCGGCUACGGCCAGGGCGGAUACGGCGGAUACGGUGACUAUUAUGGUGGCGAUUGGGGAUGGGGCUACAACGGUGCCGGCGGUUAUCAGGGAGGUAAACAGCGAGGUGGAGGCGGCGGUGGCAACCGCCAACCGAGGCAUACGCCGUACUAAAUCCUACGGAUUCACUCAGACGUAUACUCCCUGCCCUCCCAUUUUUAAUUAUAUCAUAGCGUAGUAGUUUAACAGACACACACCCAUCCGACAAAAAAAAAAUACAAACACACACACACACACAC
Molecule: messenger RNA, 1247 nt
Organism: Sabethes cyaneus
Lineage: Eukaryota; Metazoa; Arthropoda; Insecta; Diptera; Culicidae
Product: RNA-binding protein squid-like
Exons: 1
Coding region: 223-1122 (299 amino acids)
Biological process (GO): regulation of gene expression
Cellular component (GO): nucleoplasm
Molecular function (GO): RNA binding
Source: RefSeq, a predicted model, not a curated record